AUGACUAAUGCCACUACUACUACUAAUAAUAACAGCAGUAAUAAUGAGACAAAGGUAAAUAGUGGUAGUAGAUACACAUUUAGUAAAAAUAGUAUAAUAUUUGAUGGGACGUUUUUUCCACCAUUAGAAAAAGUUUUAAUAAAUAAAUCUGGAACACCUUUAUCACAAUACAAUUUUCAUUCUUAUUUGAGACAAGAAUGGCAAGGUCAAGAAAAUUUGAAUUUUUGGUUGGAUGUUGUCACUCAUGAAAACUUGUUUGAAUCAUGGCGUUCUACCUCCAGUGCUGAAGAAGAUACUGUAGCUUUAUCAUCGAUAGAUUCAAAGAAUCCUGUAAUAUCAUCAAGUUCAAAAUUUAAUUCUACUACUUAUGGAAUAAAGGGAAGCGGGAGAAGUAAUGAUGAAAAAAAUGAAGGAGAAAGAAGUCAUAAUGUGAUUUCUGUCAUUGAAGAUAAUGAUUAUGGUGAUAACAGCAGUAGCAGUAACAGCGACAAUUUUUAUGAUAAACCAAGAAAAAAUGGUCAUAAACUAGAAAUUAUUAAACGUAUUAAUGAAGAAGAUUUGGCAAAAUCAGCUUUAAGUAUUUACAAGAAAUAUGGUCACAUGAAUAUCUUACCAGAAGAAAGUAGAACUACAAUGCAAGAUCUCAUUGAACGUCAAGGAAGAUACAAUCCUGUGGUGUUCUCAUCUGCCAAAUCAUACGUUUAUCAUAUAAUGAAUGUGAUAUAUUUUCCAAAAUUUAUUCAAUCAGCUAUUGACAUAAACAUUUCACAACUUCAUGCCAUAAUAGCUUUACCAUUGGGAAUAAUUGCUUUGACAAGUGGAUUUGCGUUUGAGCUUUAUAGUAUUUUUGUCGGAAUAGAUAAUAGAUUGGCAAGAUUAUGGGCUUUUCCUGCUAUAUUAAUAGGUUGGAUAUUAUUACAGACUGCUGCUACUAGAUUUUCACCUUUACUCGUACUUUUCAAUACAAGAAUUAAAGAGAAGCCAGUGAUAAGUGCACAUAAAAAAAGAGCACUAACAUUCAUUAUGUGGGAUGCACUUGCUGCAGUAUUGACACUUGGUAUAUUAUUUGCUAUACCUCCAAUUGCGUUAUAUGACACAUAA
Messenger RNA from Entrophospora candida, 1101 nucleotides. NCBI's taxonomy places the organism in Eukaryota, Fungi, Glomeromycota, Glomeromycetes, Entrophosporales, Entrophosporaceae. The record is from the annotation of a GenBank genome assembly.